Meloidogyne enterolobii is the source of this 219-nucleotide messenger RNA. The record is from the annotation of a GenBank genome assembly. NCBI's taxonomy places the organism in Eukaryota, Metazoa, Nematoda, Chromadorea, Rhabditida, Meloidogynidae.
AUGACAGCUUUAACUGAUAUUUUCCUUAUCUGGGAUUUUUGGGGGAGUUUAUUACUUGGUUAUCCUCUAAACAUUAUUCUGAUUAUUUUAAUAAUUUUUAAAACACCAAAAGAAAUGGAAACACACAGCAGAAUUCUGAUACAAAAUUGUGUUUUGGAUAUUUUAUUAUUAACACUUCAAAUGUUGGCACAAGUGGUAAAACCUUUAAAGCAGAAUUAA